Messenger RNA from Phodopus roborovskii (desert hamster), 4399 nucleotides. It is a transcript of the gene Kcnk10, whose product is annotated as potassium two pore domain channel subfamily K member 10. The transcript has 7 exons. Gene Ontology annotation, molecular function: potassium ion leak channel activity. Gene Ontology annotation, cellular component: membrane. Lineage: Eukaryota; Metazoa; Chordata; Mammalia; Rodentia; Cricetidae. Gene Ontology annotation, biological process: potassium ion transmembrane transport; stabilization of membrane potential. The record is from RefSeq and is a predicted model, not a curated record. The coding region runs from base 16 to 1632 and encodes 538 amino acids.
GUGGGCAACGGAGCAAUGAAAUUUCCAAUCGAGACGCCAAGAAAGCAGGUGAACUGGGAUCCUAAAGUGGCCGUGCCUGCAGCAACUCCACCCGUGUGCCAGCCCAAGAGUGCCAGUAACGGGCACCAUCCGGUUCCCCGCCUCUCCAUUUCCUCCAGAGCCACGGUGGUAGCCAGGAUGGAAGGCGCCUCCCAGGGAGGCCUGCAAACAGUUAUGAAGUGGAAAACAGUGGUUGCCAUCUUUGUGGUUGUGGUGGUCUACCUCGUCACAGGUGGCCUUGUCUUUCGGGCAUUGGAGCAGCCCUUUGAGAGCAGUCAGAAGAACACCAUCGCCUUGGAAAAGGCAGAAUUCUUGAGAGAUCAUAUCUGUGUGAGCCCCCAGGAGCUGGAGACAUUGAUCCAGCAUGCCCUCGAUGCUGACAAUGCAGGGGUCAGCCCAGUAGGAAACUCUUCCAACAGCAGCAGUCACUGGGACCUCGGAAGUGCCUUUUUCUUUGCUGGAACUGUCAUCACAACCAUAGGGUAUGGGAAUAUUGCUCCGAGCACUGAAGGAGGCAAAAUCUUUUGUAUUUUAUAUGCCAUCUUUGGGAUCCCGCUCUUUGGUUUCUUAUUGGCUGGCAUUGGAGACCAACUUGGAACCAUCUUUGGCAAAAGCAUUGCAAGAGUGGAAAAGGUUUUUCGAAAAAAACAAGUGAGUCAGACCAAGAUCCGGGUCAUCUCAACUAUUUUGUUCAUCUUGGCUGGCUGCAUCGUAUUUGUGACGAUCCCUGCUGUCAUUUUUAAAUACAUCGAGGGGUGGACAGCCUUGGAGUCCAUUUACUUUGUGGUGGUCACUCUGACUACAGUAGGCUUUGGUGAUUUCGUGGCAGGGGGAAAUGCUGGCAUCAAUUACCGAGAGUGGUAUAAGCCACUGGUGUGGUUUUGGAUCCUUGUUGGCCUUGCCUACUUUGCAGCUGUCCUCAGUAUGAUUGGAGACUGGCUUCGAGUUUUAUCCAAAAAGACAAAAGAGGAGGUUGGUGAGAUCAAAGCCCAUGCAGCUGAAUGGAAAGCUAAUGUCACCGCAGAGUUCCGGGAGACAAGAAGGCGGCUCAGCGUUGAGAUCCAUGACAAACUACAGCGAGCAGCCACCAUCCGCAGUAUGGAGCGUCGGAGGCUGGGCUUGGACCAGAGGGCCCACUCACUGGAUAUGCUAUCCCCAGAGAAGCGAUCUGUCUUUGCAGCCUUGGAUACAGGCCGUUUCAAGGCCUCAUCCCAGGAAAGCAUCAACAACCGACCCAACAACCUGCGCCUUAAGGGGUCAGAACAGCUCAAUAAACAUGGGCAAGGCGCUUCUGAGGACAACAUCAUCAACAAGUUUGGGUCCACCUCCAAACUCACCAAGAGGAAAAACAAAGAUCUCAAAAAGACCUUACCCGAGGAUGUUCAGAAAAUUUACAAAACCUUCCGGAAUUACUCUCUGGAUGAAGAGAAGAAAGAGGAAGAGACAGAAAAGAUGUGUAACUCAGACAACUCCAGCACAGCCAUGCUGACGGAAUGUAUACAGCAGCAAGCUGAGAUGGAGAAUGGAAUGAUACCCACGGACACCAAAGACCAGGGGCUGGAGAACAACUCAUUACUUGAAGACAGAAACUAAAUGUUAAAGACACUGGAGUUGGACUAAGUGUUGUCUUGUUUUUGUUGUUUUGUUUUUUCUUUUUCUUUUCUUUAAAAAAAAUAUUCACACUGAGACACGUGCCUUAAAUAGACUUGUUAGUCCAAAAUUACAUAACAUUGAAGAAUAUAUUUCACCGUGCCAUACACGACUGAAGGCUUGCUCUGCCAAGAGGGAUCAGACAGGAGCUUCAUUUCAGAUAGUGGUGGCAAGACACACUGGGAGUGCUUGCCUACAUAGCAAAUGUUGGCUGUCCCCUUGAGGGAAGUCCCAGUGGCAAUGCCCUCGCCCUCAGACAACACCACUCUGAUGUGUCACAUAGAUAGACAAGGGCAGCUAUUCCUUAGACUAGCCUCUGAGAGGACAGGUUUGUCUUUUGAAUGGAGUCUCCAUUCCUGAACCUCUACCUUUAGUGAUAGGUCAUACACAAAAAGGGUCAGCUGUUUGCAGGCGACCUGGUACCUUUAGCUAGGGUUUGAGUGGACAUUUUGCUAUGUCCUCAGCUUGAAUUUUGGCAGGGCACAGUGCAAAACAGCUACUCCAGAAGAAUGUCCUUGGGACCCAAAAGUACCUGGAGUUUGUUGGAAGCUGAUCAGAGCACACAUUUUAUAGGGUGCAAUUGCUUUUCUCAUUAAAAAAAAAAAUCACAGACACAUCCCACUGUGGAUAUCUCCUUAACCAAUGAUAGAAGCCCACUGAACUUAGUCUUUUUUGUAGGAUGGGUAGUCCAUGUAGGCUUCAAGCGUUGGUGGUGAAAACACCACUUUAGCCACUACCUUGUUGGAAGGCAAAUCAUGCAUUUUCUUCAGUGGGUGUGAAGGUAAAAAUAAACUGAUUUUGGAACAUUCAUACUCACUUUUCUACAGGAACUUUAAUUAUAACUUGUUUUGAUAGGAGGGAGGAAAUACCAUAACCAUUGCCUUUGCAUGAUGCCAGUGGCUUGCUGUUCUGUCUAGCUGAUCCCAUUUUUUUUUUAUUUUAAAUAAAAAUAAGAAUAGACACCUUGUGCUUAUGAGAUACACCAAGGAGGACCAUGGCAUCUUUCCAUCUCAGGGCUUUUUGUCCUUUUGGGUGUCUUAGAGUAGACAUAGCUAUGAGACUCAACCUUGCAAUUUCCAUACAAAAGGAAAAUGAAUAUGUCACUCAGCUCUUGUAUAUUAAGAUGGAAUGGUUUAAGUUGUUUGCAGCUUAAGUGCCAUUAAUCCCAUUUUAAAAUACUGAAAAGGAGUAUUUAUACGAUUGCAUUUCAUUCUUGUGUUUUGUUGUGCCCUUAUCAAUUUCAUUUUAUGCCUAUGUUCUUUAUGCCUUUAUUUAUGGGGCAUAGCCCUCUCUCACCUGUUCAUCUCACCCCUGCUAUACAGUCAAAAGGUAACUCCCCUAUCUUUGUUUCUAGGCAAACAGUGAUCAACAUGUGAUAUCAAUGAUUGUUUAUCAGGUUACAAUGUCCAGGGAAGGAACAUUGUAGGGAAGGUCCAAAGGUAAAUUUUGGCAGGAUGGUUUUUAAAGGAUUUUUAUCAGAAAGGGGAAAUGCAUCUUACCUGUGUAUGCUUCAGCUUUAAUCAGAUUUGGCUAACAUGUUGGUUUAGCUAGCUAGUGACCUGGGCCCCUGCACUUAAACAUUUGGAUUCUGUAAUAUGAGAAAAUUGCUGGCUCUGGGUCUUCUCGACUGACUCAGUAACACCUUUAACUGAUUUCAUGGACUUUUCUGUAAUAUUCACAGAGCAUAUUUAACAAAAGAUCAUAGCACAAGCAGAGACUUUCAGAAGCUAUCUUCCAUUUUCUAACUCUGAGUGGAAAAUUACGCCCAUUGCCUCCUUGAACACUAAUACCAUGGAAGACCCAUCACCAAUGCCUAGUUCCCCAAAAUGCACUGCUUAUAGCUGUCCCCUUAGUGGAGCCCAGAAGCCCCUGUUUCCCAGAUCCCAAAUCUUCAGGGUCUUGUUAGAGAUCUGAGAAGUCAAAUAAGAAUCAUUAUGGUGAGGCCUUCUCUGUCAAGGGUUUGUCUGGCAUAACUCCUUUGGAACAGAAUACUGGUGUAGACUCUGGAAAAUGAUACUUAGGCAGGUGUGGAUGCUGGGCUUUCAUUAUGGCAAGGGUCCAGACUGACUCAUUGUGUUAAAGAUGAGUGGGGUUUCUCUUGUUCUGACAAGUUUCCCAACAACACUGCAUGUGCAUCUCAUUCAUUCCAGUCUCCACUGUAUGGUACCGUGGUAUGUCUUCAUGGUUGUGUUAAAGCUGAAGGCACUGGAUCUGUAUCUGGUGAAAAAGCAUCCUGUCAUUGGUCCUGUGCCUUUCAUGGGCUCAGCACUGGGUGGUAUGUCCUACGGGGCUCACUGAAACCUCGCCAUGUCCCAUGGGAAGCAUUCUCAUGUCCUUUGUAGACAGACAAGGAUGCAGAGACUCAGGGAGGCUAAAUAACUUGCCAGGAGCUCACAGCAAGAAGGUAGUGAAGCUGCAGUAUCUACAUCAUGUGCCCUUGUGAAUGAGAGUACGUACCUGUGUGCAGUUGUGUGUGUUACAGUGUGUGCAUGCACACACCUUAUAAGUUUCAUGAGCACAGUUGACAGAGGUGAGAAGACAGGCAUUUAUACCCCUAUGAAGGCAUGAAGUUUUGGGGCUAAACCUGACCUAAAACGUUGCCUUUGAGACAUACUGUAUGCUCUUGGCUUGGGGAUGCCAUGGACAGCACCUUUUCUCUAUUGCCACAAAUGCCCCUCAAAAGCACUCAUUUGCACUUUAUUUGAUUUUU